GGCGACUUCAGAUCUUAGGUCGUUUUCUCCUCCACCCUGGACCUGCCCCAGCUGUGGUUGGAGCCUUCUCCUGAGGUCCGGGGCUGAGGCUUUCUCCCAGGGGCGAGAAUAGAGGCUGGAUCCCUGUCUCCAAAGCCGAGAUUCGGCCGGUCCUUUUGCGACCAAGCUGAAGCUUCUCCCCUCUCCCCACCGCUUCUGGCCUGGAACAGAGGCUAAGCGUUCUGAUAUCAUACACACACACACACACACACACACACACACGGACUGGGCUCUGAUCCAUUAGGUCACAGCUCCCUUUGGGCUCACCUGCUCCCUCACCCAUCCCGGGCCAUCUUAGGGCGCCAGAGCCUGGAAGGCUGCAGCCUUUUCCCUCACUCCUGGGAACGGCUCCACUCCUUGCCCUGCACUGUUUGCAGCCACUGCCUCCUCAGCAGCUGUGUUCCCAGCGUCUGUCUCCUGGGUCCUCCCUCCUCUCCUUGCUCCGCAGAGCACUUGGAGCAGAUAUCCAGGCUGCCCGAAAGACUUUGGUUGGGUUCCUGCACUGAGGUGGAACCCCAGCAAAACCUGCCCUUUCUCCCAUCAAUACCCCUAGUCCACAAGGCAUCCCGACCCUCAGACCCCUGGUUUGGAGAAUCCUGCCAAUAGUGAGCAGUAGAACGAUUUUCCAAAGCUUCCAGUUUGCCACUUGGAAGGUCACUUUCUUUGGAGCAAAGGAGAUAAUGGAAGGUACCCUGCCAUUGUUCACUGAGAGGCGGGGUGGCAUGGGCUGUAGUUGCUCUGGGAGGGAUGUGGCAGCUGGGGCUGGGUGGCUCUCCCUAAGCUUGCUCUGACAAAAGAGUUUUGAGUUGGUCUUUUGGCUGAGCCUGCCGAGGAAGGCAGGCUCCUGCAGGAGUCUUGGAGGGUCGGAUGCAGCGCCGGAUGAGGAUGAGGCGUGGCGGAAGAUGCGUUUGGCUCUGCAGACACUGCAUCGGGCAGCAGGGGACUCUGGGAGGCUGGUGCAGCCAGAAGGCAUGGCUCUUGACAGCCUUCUAGUAGAGUCUCUGGAAUUGUGCAUGACAGAAGAGGAAAGAAACUAACGGGUAUUGAGCACCUACUGUGUGCCAGGCUCAGGCCAGGUCCCCCUGGCCUCCAGCCACUCUAUGCAGACUUGCUGCCUGCUAUGUCACCGGGAACGCAAAGGCUGGGAAGAAGGCCCUUCUCAAAACGGACUGGUGUUGCAGGGUGAGAAGUUGCCCCCUGACUUCAUGCCAAAGCUCGUCAAGAAUCUCCUAGGCGAGAUGCCUCUGUGGGUCUGCCAGAGUUGCCGAAAGAGCAUGGAGGAAGAUGAAAGACAGACAGGUCAAGAACAUGCAGUGGCGAUCUCCUUGUCACAUACAUCCUGCAAAUCGCAGUCUUGUGGGGGUGACUCACAUUCGUCCUCGUCUUCCUCUUCAUCAUCCUCAUCCUCGUCCUCUUCCUCCUGCCAUGGGAACUCGGGGGAUUGGGAUCCCAGCUCAUUCCUGUCAGCACAUAAGCUCUCGGGCCUCUGGAACUCCCCACACUCCAGUGGGGCUGUGCCAGGCAGCUCACUUGGGAAUCCUCCUACCAUUGCCGGUGAGGCUUUCCCCAUCUCGGAGUACCACCAGCACUCAGACCUCACUGCUCCCCCUAACAGCCCCACUGGCCACUACCCCCAGCCAGCAUCUCUGAUCCCGUCUCACUCUGGCUCCUUCGCCUCCCCACCUCACCCACACCUGCUGCCUACCACCCCGGCAGCACCUUUUCCUCCCCAGGCUUCAGAGUGCCCAGUUGCUGCCGCUGCCCCCCACACCCCAGGGCCAUGUGAGAGCUCCUACCUGCCCUCCACCAGCAUGCCGCUCCUGAAGAUACCUCCACCAUUCUCAGGGUGUGGCCACCCCUGCAGCGGGCACUCUGGUGAGCACUGCAGUGGGCCUGUCCUCCCACCACCGAGCUCUCAGCCACUCCCUAGCACUCACAGCAGAGACCCUGGGUGCAAGGGGCACAAAUUUGCACACAGUGGCCUGGCCUGCCAGCUGCCCCAGUCCUGUGAGGCAGACGAGGGGCUGGGUGAGGAAGAGGAUAGCAGCUCUGAGCGAAGUUCCUGUACCUCAUCCUCCACCCACCAGAGAGAUGGAAAGUUCUGUGACUGCUGCUACUGUGAGUUCUUCGGCCACAAUGCGCCACCCGCUGCCCCGACGAGUCGGAAUUAUACUGAGAUCCGGGAGAAGCUCCGCUCAAGGCUGACCAGGCGGAAAGAGGAGCUGCCCAUGAAGGGGGGCGCCCUGGGCGGGAUCCCUGGGGAGCCCCCCGUGGACCACCGAGAUGUGGAUGAGCUGCUGGAAUUCAUCAACAGCACGGAGCCCAAAGUCCCCAACAGCGCCAGGGCCGCCAAGCGGGCCCGGCACAAGCUGAAAAAGAAGGAAAAGGAGAAGGCCCAGGUGACAGCAGAUGCUCUAAAGCAGGUGAAUCGUGUUUCUGGAGGCGGGGAGCCAAGGCCUGUGAGGGAGAGGCUUUUGGAGUGGCCUGACCAGGAACUGGAUCGGGUCAACAGCUUCCUGAGUAGUCGUCUACGGGAGAUCAAGAACACUGUCAAGGACUCCAUCCGUGCCAGCUUCAGUGUGUGUGAGCUCAGCAUGGACAGCAAUAGCUUCUCUAAGGAGGGGGCUGCUGAGCCUGAGCCUCACAGUCUACCCCCUUCAAACCUCAGUGGCUCCUCAGAGCAGCAGCCUGACAUCAACCUUGACCUGUCCCCUUUGACUUUGGGCUCCCCCCAGAACCACAUGUUACAAGCUUCAGGCGAACCAGCCCUACCAUGGGCAGAAAUGAGAGGCCCCCAUCCACCAUGGACAGAGGUGAGGGGCCCCACUCCUGGUAUCAUCCCUGAGAAUGGGCUAGUGAGGAGACUCAACACAGUGCCCAACCUAUCCCGGGUGAUCUGGGUCAAGACACCUAAGCCAGACAACCCUAGCUGUAAGGAGCCAAGUUCAAAGGAGAUCCCUAGUUGCAAUCAGGAGCUACUUGAACCUGUGGCCUCAGGUGGGAAGCCACGGAAGGGCAAAAGACAGGGUAGUCGGGCCAAGAAGAAUGAGAUGAGCCCAGCCCACCGGGCCCCGACCAACCUAGAAGUUCUCAGUGCUAAGGGCCAGAGCAGUGGUCCCAAGCAGCCAAGCAAGGUCCUAGAGCCUCCCAAAGUGGGCAGCUGUGCCAAGGCUGGAGUGGGGUGCCAGGGGAGCCAGCCAGGACCAGGUUGGUCUGGAAAUAUCAAAACUGAGAAGGAGAAGGGCAGCUCCUGGCAAAACUGGCGAGGUGAGGCCAAGGCACAGCCUUCGGAGCAGGAGUCUGUACAGACCCCAGGCCCAACAAAGCCACAAAGCUUGCCUCAGGGCAAGGGCCGCAGCCGCCGCAACCGCAGCAAGCAGGAGAAGCCGGCCUCCUCCUUGGACGAUGUGUUCCUGCCCAAGGACAUAGAUGGGGUGGAGAUGGAUGAGACUGACCGUGAGGUGGAGUACUUUAAGAGGUUCUGUUUGGAUUCUGCAAAGCAAACUCGUCAGAAAGUUGCUGUGAACUGGACCAACUUUAGCCUCAAGAAAACCACUCCCAGCGUGGUUCAGUGAGGUCCUGCCCAGAAUGAGCUUUUCCAGGGUGCGACUGCCAGCCGAAAGUCUGCACUUUCUCCCUCCAUCUGCCCUACCUGCCCAACCAAGACCCUCCCUGCUUUCUGCCGUCCUUGACCAACUAAAAGCUGAAGAGAUGCCACACUGUGCUGGGGCCCUUUAGGACCUUGGCAGAGCUGCUUCCUGGUGCUACGCAGCCUCCACACUCAGAGCCCAGAGAUUGGGCUGGCCUGUGGGCCAGGGGUUGAUGGUACUGCUGGCCCAACACUGCUCUCUUUGUGUUUGGUUUUUUGUUUUUAUUUUCCAAUUCUUUUGAUACUGUGAAGAUCUUUCAUGCUGAAAGAUAAAGCAACAUUUGGACACAGA
Messenger RNA from Otolemur garnettii (small-eared galago), 3980 nucleotides. RefSeq names its product family with sequence similarity 193 member B (gene FAM193B). Gene Ontology annotation, cellular component: cytoplasm; nucleus. The coding region runs from base 1140 to 3614 and encodes 824 amino acids. The record is from RefSeq and is a predicted model, not a curated record. NCBI's taxonomy places the organism in Eukaryota, Metazoa, Chordata, Mammalia, Primates, Galagidae. The transcript is spliced from 11 exons.